GCUUCUUUACCUAGAGCUUAGAUAAAGCGUAACUUCCCCUAACCUUCGACUGGUCAUCGAACAUUCGAAGGGGGACAGAGACGUCUUUGGCACCUCACGUUUACCUACUUACACUUCCUUACACACACACACACACACAUACAGCCGCUCGGCGUCCUACAGCAUCGCUCCCCGACGCCAACUCAAUUGAUUGAGCUUCGUGUAGCCCGCCAUCGUACCAAGUGGUACCGCAGCAAUCACUGCAAUGGCGGGUUGACUCUACGGAUACCUUGCUUGCGGCAUGCCGUGGCCUGCAGGGCUCGUGGCACGGAUGGAAACGUCUAUGCUCUCGCUGGCCGCCUUGUGCGCUGGUCGACCCGACUCGUUUCCUCCCGAAUGCCCACCGGAAGAUCGUCGACAUGCUACCUCACUGACAAGUCCAGAUGUGGACGACGAUCUGGUAUUGCAACACACAACUGCCGCUGGACUGCCGUCAUCCUGCCCUACACACCCACUAACAAGUACCAACAGCAACCAUCACGCAACUGUCAAAAUGCUCUCGUUCACGGUUCUCCCCAAAACUCUAAUGGACCCCCAACUGCCUUGUCACCUCUCACUCGAGUCUCGAGCCCCCAUAACCAGCCAAUCUCGCUCCCCAUCCACGGCCCCUCUUUCCUCUCGGCUCCCGUCCCCAUGAACUGUGGGGCUUCCGACGCCGAAAUGGCCCUUGUUUCACAUUAA
Molecule: messenger RNA, 720 nt
Organism: Colletotrichum godetiae
Lineage: Eukaryota; Fungi; Ascomycota; Sordariomycetes; Glomerellales; Glomerellaceae
Exons: 1
Coding region: 281-676 (131 amino acids)
Source: RefSeq, a predicted model, not a curated record